GGAGGAGGCGAGAAGAUGGUGGACGACCCCAGUGCUGCCGACAGGAAUGUGGAGAUCUGGAAGAUCAAGAAGCUCAUCAAGAGCUUGGAGGCGGCCCGCGGCAAUGGCACCAGCAUGAUAUCGUUGAUCAUUCCUCCCAAAGACCAGAUAUCAGGAGUGGCAAAAAUGUUAGCUGAUGAGUUUGGAACCGCAUCUAAUAUUAAAUCACGAGUAAACUGCCUUUCAGUCCUGGGAGCCAUUACAUCUGUACAACAAAGACUCAAACUUUAUAACAAAGUACCUCCAAAUGGUCUGGUUGUUUACUGUGGAACAAUUGUAACAGAAGAAGGAAAGGAAAAGAAAGUCAACAUUGACUUUGAGCCUUUCAAACCAAUUAAUACGUCAUUGUAUUUGUGUGACAACAAAUUCCAUACAGAGGCUCUUACAGCACUACUUUCGGAUGAUAGCAAGUUUGGUUUCAUUGUAAUAGAUGGUAGUGGUGCGCUUUUUGGCACACUCCAAGGAAACACAAGAGAAGUCCUUCACAAAUUCACUGUGGAUCUUCCAAAGAAACACGGUAGAGGAGGUCAGUCUGCUUUGCGUUUUGCCCGUUUAAGAAUGGAAAAACGACAUAAUUACGUUCGGAAAGUAGCCGAGACUGCUGUGCAACUGUUUAUUUCUGGGGACAAAGUGAAUGUGGCUGGUCUCGUUUUAGCUGGAUCAGCUGACUUUAAAACUGAACUAAGCCAAUCGGAUAUGUUUGAUCAGAGGUUGCAAUCAAAAGUUUUAAAAUUAGUUGAUAUCUCCUAUGGUGGUGAAAAUGGAUUCAACCAAGCUAUUGAAUUAUCUACUGAAGUCCUCUCCAACGUGAAGUUCAUUCAAGAGAAGAAAUUAAUAGGACGAUACUUUGAUGAAAUCAGCCAGGACACGGGCAAGUACUGUUUUGGAGUUGAAGAUACACUAAAGGCUUUGGAAAUGGGAGCUGUAGAGAUUCUAAUAGUCUAUGAAAAUCUGGAUAUAAUGAGAUAUGUUCUUCAUUGCCAAGGCACCGAAGAGGAGAAAAUUCUCUAUCUAACUCCAGAACAAGAGAAGGAUAAAUCUCAUUUCACAGAUAAAGAGACAGGACAGGAACAUGAGCUGAUUGAAAGCAUGCCCCUACUGGAAUGGUUUGCCAACAACUACAAAAAAUUUGGAGCUACAUUGGAAAUUGUCACAGAUAAGUCACAAGAAGGAUCCCAAUUUGUGAAAGGAUUUGGUGGAAUUGGAGGUAUCUUACGGUACCGAGUAGAUUUCCAGGGAAUGGAAUAUCAAGGAGGAGAUGAUGAAUUUUUUGACCUUGAUGACUACUAGGUAGUCGACAUGGGUCUGGCAAACCGUGCCUCACCCUCCAGCAUCCAACCCAAGGAGCAUACCCGUGGUGGAAUCCAAACAGAUCCCUACCUUUUGAUUGGACCCUUCUCAGAGCUUAACUCCAUGAGCACUGGAUAUGGAAAUGAAAACCGAAACACAACCAGGCCCGACCCCACACUGGUUUGUCAUGGUGUCAGCGCAGCAGCCUACAAGAAGUUCCCGAAGGUCACUAUGGACUAAUUUAAAAAAGAAUCCCAGUUUUUACUUUUACUUGAUGGUGAAAAUUGGUUGCUCUUGUAUUUUAUGGAAAAAAACAAAUGAUU
Echinops telfairi (small Madagascar hedgehog) is the source of this 1652-nucleotide messenger RNA. RefSeq names its product eukaryotic peptide chain release factor subunit 1. Gene Ontology annotation, molecular function: sequence-specific mRNA binding; translation release factor activity, codon specific. Gene Ontology annotation, biological process: cytoplasmic translational termination. The transcript has a single exon. Lineage: Eukaryota; Metazoa; Chordata; Mammalia; Afrosoricida; Tenrecidae. Gene Ontology annotation, cellular component: translation release factor complex; cytosol. The record is from RefSeq and is a predicted model, not a curated record. The coding region runs from base 16 to 1329 and encodes 437 amino acids.